GACAGGCCUUACCACCCGUUCAAAGGUUCAUCAAAGGUGCACCGCCGGCGGGUGAUCAGACUCCGCGAGGCAAUGCAGACUGCCGCACUGUCUCCCUUCGCGUCGACACCACACCCUUCACUCCCUCGCACGCCACCUUCGACGGCCACGCUAGCCCAACUCCUCUUCCGGGACAGGUGGUUCAGUGCAUCAUCGACUCCCGUGGGAAUUACGUGCCGCUUAUGCCAUCCUCGCCGGCUCCGAUGCUUCAAGGCAUGCACGGCGCUUUCCAGCCCAACCAAGGUCACUUUGCUGGCAGUCCCGUCCACGGUCAUGGACAGUCAUUCGCUUCUCCUGUCGGCAACCCUCCGCCUUUCCAGAUGAAUGGCCAUGGUGGCUUCGCUGAACCUCAAGCUCACGGUCACGGCCAGCCAUUCCCCUCUUCUAGCGGGAUCGCUGCCAGCUUCCAGAUGCCUGGUCAUGGAGGCUUUCCCGGAGCUCAAGUCCAUGGCCACAACCAGUCAUUCGGCUCUCCUCACGGCAACGCUCCCGGCUUCCACAUGCCCAGUCACAGCGGUUUCAAUGGUGCUCCAGUCCGUCAGCCAUUCGUCCCCCCUGUCAACAAUGGCCCCGGCUUCCAGACGCCCGCUCGUAAUGGCUUCGGUCAUCCGAUGAUGGGCGGACAGUCUUUCAACAACGCCGGCCCUGCUUACCCGCCCAGUCCAUCCAUUCUGGUCACUCCUCCGACGAUCAAGCGUGUUCAAGCCCCAGCUGGCCCGCAGUACACCCCCAGCAACCUGCGCGGAAUGCAGUCGAUGGCCAACAUGAACACAGGCUACCACGCCGGCCCCGUCGCCACUCCUCCCACCGCCCAGCGCGUGCGUGCUCCGGUCAACAUGCAACACGAGAGUCCGACCAACCUGCGCGGAAUGCAAUCCAUGUACAACCUGAACACCGGCUACCCCGUGCCUCCCAUCACCGACGCCGACCUUCAAGCUCUGUACCACGCUGCGUCCAACUCCAAUGCCUUCGCUCCCAGGACUCCCUCGGAGCACUUUCGCGCGGACCAGAACACUUCCAAAUUCACCAUCCCGCCCAAGCAGUCUACGAAAGGCUCGGAUGACGAUGACGAUACGCCAGAGCGUAAGGAGAAGCAGAAGGAGUUGGAUGAGGUGCAACGCCUUAUCACCGACCUCAAUAGCAAGUUCUCGAUGCUGAACUACAAGAUGGGGCAGAAGAAGGGCAAGCAGGUCGAAGUGCUGGAGGACUCGCCGAGGAGUGAGGACGCGAAGAGCCUGUCCUCCUGGUUCGCCGGACAAGAGGAAUUUGAGGGAAAGACGCCGUCGCCGCCCUCGACCUCCCGGUCCGGGACUUCGAUCGCGCCUGCCAACGAGCAGGACGACGAUGCGGGGUCCGUGUGCUCUGUGGAGACGCAUGGCGGCGUCUCCUUGGAGUGAAGAUUCUUUGUGCGUGCUGGUGCUUGCGCGAUACUUGCGUGGUGUCUGUUGUGGGGGUUGGGACGUGUCUUUUCUGCUCUGCUGGAGCUCCGUGAGAGGGAGGUCUUGUGCUUUGUGUCUUUGUGCUUUGUGUUUUUGUCUUCUGCUUCCUUGAGAGUGUGUUAGUAUAGCUUGCCCUAAUAAUCCAAUGAACCGUUGCCCAUCUUGCUCAUCUCCAUUUCAUUCUUUUCACCCGUUGCGUAUGCCUCGC
Molecule: messenger RNA, 1686 nt
Organism: Neohortaea acidophila
Lineage: Eukaryota; Fungi; Ascomycota; Dothideomycetes; Mycosphaerellales; Teratosphaeriaceae
Exons: 2
Coding region: 222-1436 (404 amino acids)
Source: RefSeq, a predicted model, not a curated record